AUGGCGAGUGGUGCCGGCGGGGGCGGCCUGGGCGCGGCGGGCGCGGGGGGACGGAUGCCCACGUGGAGGGAGCGCGAGAACAACAAGCGCCGGGAGCGCCGUCGCCGCGCGAUCGCUGCCAAGAUCUUCACGGGCCUCCGCGCGCACGGCGGGUACAAGCUGCCCAAGCACUGCGACAACAACGAGGUGCUCAAGGCGCUCUGCAACGAGGCCGGAUGGGUCGUCGAGCCCGACGGCACCACCUACCGCAAGGGAAGCAAGCCCAUGGAACGCAUGGAUCAUAUCGGUUGCUCCGUGUCACCAAGCCCAUGUUCAUCAUACCAAGUCAGUCCACGAGCAUCAUACAAUGCAAGCCCUACUUCUUCCUCAUUCCCCAGCGGUGCAUCUUCCCCCUUCCUUCCUCCCAACGAAAUGGUCAAUGGUGGUAUCGAUGGCAAUCCAAUCCUACCAUGGCUUAAGACAUUCUCCAAUGGUACUCCGUCAAAGAAACACCCGCUUCUCCCACCACUGUUGAUCCACGGUGGCUCAAUCAGUGCUCCAGUAACCCCUCCUCUAAGCUCACCAUCAGCCCGAACACCUCGGAUGAAGACAGACUGGGACGAAGCAACUAUCCAGCCUCCAUGGCACGGUGCAAACAGCCCCACAAUAGUGAACUCCACCCCGCCCAGCCCUGGGCGGUCCAUUGCUCCUGACCCGGCAUGGCUUGCCGGCAUCCAAAUAUCAUCGACCAGCCCAAAUUCCCCGACCUUCAGCCUCGUGUCCACCAAUCCGUUCAGCGUCUUCAAAGAGUCUAUCCCGGUCGGCAAUUCGUCGUCGAGAAUGUGCACGCCAGGGCAGAGCGGCACUUGCUCCCCCGCGAUCCCGGGCAUGCCCCGGCACUCAGACGUUCACAUGAUGGAUGUGGCCUCCGAUGAGUUUGCGUUCGGUAGCAGCACGAACGGCGCUCAGCAGGCUGCUGGGCUGGUGAGGGCGUGGGAAGGCGAGCGGAUCCACGAGGACUCGGGGUCAGACGACCUGGAGCUGACGCUGAAGCUCUAG
Miscanthus lutarioriparius is the source of this 1038-nucleotide messenger RNA. The record is from the annotation of a GenBank genome assembly. NCBI's taxonomy places the organism in Eukaryota, Viridiplantae, Streptophyta, Magnoliopsida, Poales, Poaceae.